This is a messenger RNA of Pyrus x bretschneideri (Chinese white pear), 1605 nucleotides long. RefSeq names its product cytochrome P450 714A1. NCBI's taxonomy places the organism in Eukaryota, Viridiplantae, Streptophyta, Magnoliopsida, Rosales, Rosaceae. The record is from RefSeq and is a predicted model, not a curated record. The transcript is spliced from 5 exons. The coding region runs from base 1 to 1605 and encodes 534 amino acids. Gene Ontology annotation, molecular function: iron ion binding; oxidoreductase activity, acting on paired donors, with incorporation or reduction of molecular oxygen; heme binding.
AUGGCAGAGGGUCUUCAGGUAGCAAUGAUAUGUUGGUCACUUGUGUUGAUCGGUGUUUUGAGUGUAGUGAUGCGAUUGUUCAAGGAGAUGUGGCUAAAACCUGCGAGGAUCCGGUCAGUGCUUCGGAAGCAAGGCAUCGGAGGGCCACCACGUUCAUUCCUUGUUGGGAAUAUGACAGAGAUGCAAAAGAUUCAAUCCACCACCAACAUCAUCCAUGAACCUUCUGAUCCUAAAGAUUUCCAGCACAAUUGGGUUCCCUCCAUCUUUCCGUAUCUUCAGCGGUGGGAGCAGAAGUACGGUCCAGUAUACAUGUACUCAACGGGGAGCAAACAACACAUGUAUGUGGGUGAUCCCAAGUUGUUAAAGGAGCUGAAACUGCAAAACUACAUGGAUUUGGGUGUACCGAAAUAUUUGAGUAAGCCACUCCUGCCCUUGAUAGGCAACAGCAUAAUUCGGGCCAACGGACAAGAUUUUGCCUACCAGAAGAAACUCAUCGCUCCCGAAUUCUUCCUUAACAAGGUCAAGGGCAUGAUGGAUAUGAUGGAGGAAUCUGCAGUGGCACUUCUUAAGACAUGGGAAAGACGUUUACUAAAAAGUGAGGGAGGUGUUCUGGAGAUAAUAGUCGAUAAAGAAUUGAAGACCCUCUCUGCUGAUAUCAUAUCAAGAGCUUGUUUUGGUAGCACUUACUCCCAAGGCAACCAGAUUUUUUCAAAGAUUGCUCUCCUCCAGGAGGCCUUGUCAAAUCCAAUUUUGCUCUUUAGGGUUAUCAAUUUUGGCUUCUUUCCCACAGAGAAUGACAAGAAGAUUUGGACUUUGAGGAAAGAGGUGGACGCUUUGUUGCUCAAAUUAGUGAGGGAUCGCCAAAAACAAAGCCGAGUGGGUGGCAUAUGUAAAAAGGACCUAUUACAAAUGCUACUGGAAAGUGCUGCAAGUACUAGCAGUGACAUGCAUCAAAACACUCACAAAACAGACCAAAUUAUUCUAGACAAUUGUAGAAGUAUCUACUUUGCAGGCUCUGAGACCACUGCUCUUACAGCUUCCUGGACAUUGAUGCUAUUGGCAUUACACCCAAAGUGGCAAGAACGUAUUCGUGCCGAGAUUUCUGAAGUCUGUGGAGAUGAUUAUCAACUGCAUCAUUGCUUGAAAGACACGGAUAAAUUGAACAACUUGAAAACGCUGACAAUGGUGAUUCAAGAGAGCCUGCGGUUUUAUGCACCUUCAGUUUUAGUGGCAAGGGAAGCUCUAGAAAAGGUGAGGUUGGGGGACUUGGAUGUGCCGAAAGGCGUCCACAUAUGGACCUUUAUUCCGACACUGCACCGUGACCCCGAAAAUUGGGGUCCGGAUGCUGAUGAGUUCAAGCCCGAGAGGUUUGCAAAUGGGGUCUCUGAAGCAUGCAAAUAUCCCCAAGCAUAUAUGCCAUUUGGUUAUGGGAGCCGAUUGUGUAUAGGCCAGACUUUUAGCAUGGUGCAGCUCAAGAUAGUACUCUCUCUUAUUCUAUCCAAGUUCUCCUUUGCCCUUUCCCCAAACUAUCAGCACUCUCCUGUUUACAAAAUGUUGUUGUUGCCUAAACAUGGAAUCAAACUUCUUGUUAGGCGUGUGCAAUGA